ACAUAUCAAGGAUCUUAAAAAAAAUAACGCGAUUUUUUAAUUCUACAUUAUUAUUAUAUACUAAAAUUUAUAAAUAUAAAAAUGAACCGUUGGGUUGGAAAAGUUGCGGUAGUAACAGGUGCUUCAGCUGGAAUAGGAUUAGCUAUAACGAAAUCCUUAGUUCGAGAAGGAAUGAUUGUCGUUGGACUGGCCAGAAGGAAAAUUAAAAUGGAGAGUGAAAUGGAAAGCUUAAAAGAAAAAGGAACAUUUCAUGCACUUGAAUGUGAUGUUUCUAAACAAGAAGAUGUGAUUAAAACAUUUGACUGGAUAAAGAAGAACUUAGGAGUCGUCCAUGUAUUGGUUAAUAAUGCUGGCGUUCUUGCUACCGGAAAAAUUCUUGAUUCCAACAAAGAAACUUGGGAAAAAUUAUUUGGUGUAAACGUUAUGGGCUUACUGUACUGUAGUCAGGAAGCUGUUAAAAGUAUGAAGGAAUCUGGUCAAGAAGGUCACUUGAUAAACAUAAACAGCGUUACAGGACACAAACUGAUUAGCAAUCCGGGAAUAUUCAUAAACGUAUAUGGUGCAACAAAAUAUGCAGUUACUUCAUUAACAGAAUCCUUAGAAUUGGAAUUAAUUGGUUCUAAAAUAAGAACAACGAGCAUCAGUCCAGGAUACGUGCAUACAGAUAUUACUAAAACAACAACAAUAAGUGAUCCUAAGAUACUAGAAGUUUUAAAGGACCCUGGAUUAGAAGCAGAGGACAUUGCAGAUUCUGUGGUUUAUGUAUUAGGUACACCUCCACGUGUUCAAGUAACAGAACUAAUAAUUAAACCAGUUGGGGGCCUUUUAUAAAUUAACGUAAAAUGGGACUCAGCGGUUCCCUUUUUUCGGUCAUUUACAAUAAAGAGCAAGCAGGUAUUUACAUAAGAUAUUCAGAGAUCACGUUCAGAAAUUCAAUUUUACGGAAAGUAGGGGAUUUUCUUUUAAAGAAGUAAUUUUAUUCCAAUAAAAAUACCAGUGUAAUUAACUUUCGUAACUUACUUUCCCUCCCCUACUCUCCCAGACAUUCCCAUAGCUACUCUCCCUUCACUUCAAAACUGGCUAUUCCUUCUCCAACAUCUUUCUU
Belonocnema kinseyi is the source of this 1105-nucleotide messenger RNA. Its product is annotated as farnesol dehydrogenase-like. Lineage: Eukaryota; Metazoa; Arthropoda; Insecta; Hymenoptera; Cynipidae. The transcript is spliced from 5 exons. The coding region runs from base 82 to 831 and encodes 249 amino acids. The record is from RefSeq and is a predicted model, not a curated record.